CUGGAAACCUAGAGGGUUUUGGAACUGUGUAAUGAGGCUGGCCAUUAGUGUCUCAAUAAGUCAUGUAUUUUUUCCCCCCAUUUUCCUGCAGUCUAGUGAUUCGUGGUGAUAAGGAUGAGCAGGCUGUUCUGUGCAGUGAAGACAAAACAUAUGAUUUGAAAGUAGCAGACACUUCCAAUAUGUUGCUUUUUAUUCCUGGUUGUAAAAUUCCAGAGCAGCUGAAGAUGGAAGAAACACACUGUAACAUUAUUCACACUGAGAUCUUUGGUUUUACUAACAAUUACUGGGAAUUAAGAAGAUGUAGACCUAAACUAAAGAAGUUAAAGAAACUUUUGAUGGAAAAUACCUAUGAAGGACCUGACAGUGAAAAAGAAAAGGAUUCCAGUCACUUAAAAUAUACGACUGAAGAUUUGCUUGAUCAAAUUCAGGCAAGUGAGGAAGAAAUAAUGACCCAGUUACGAGUUCUCAAUGCCUGUGAAAUUGGAGGUUAUUGGAGGAUUCUUGAAUUUGAUUAUGAGAUGAAACUUCUGAAUCAUAUAACUCAGCUUGUGGAUUCCGAAUCUUGGUCUUUUAGCAAAGUUCCUUUGAAUACAUGCCUUCAGGAACUUGGACCAUUGGAGCCAGAGGAAAUGAUUGAACACUGUCUUAAAUGUUAUGGAAAGAAAUACACAGAGGAAGGUGAAGUUUAUUUUGAACUGAGUGCAGAUAAGGUAUGCAGAGCUACAGCGCAGAUGCUACUUCAGAAUGCAGUGAAAUUCAAUCUCGCCGAGUUUCACGAAGUGUGGCAACAGAGUGUUCCGGAAGGAAUGACGACCAGGCCGGAUCAGCUGAAGGGUUUGGCCUUGGUGGAUAGACAGUCAAGACCGGAAAUCAUAUUUCUGUUGAAAGCAGAAGACUUACCAGAGGGGGAUCAGGAACGUUUCAAUAGUCUGUUCUCUCUGAGAGAGAAGUGGACAGAAGAAGAUAUUGCUCCAUAUAUUCACUUUCUCAAGUUCUGGCUGGCCCUCCUCUUCUCAUUCUGCAUGAGUACUGAUGUGGCUGGCAGGGUGUGUGUCAGCUCUCUGCCUUUCUGCUGUGUCUAGAACCACUUCUCUGCUCUUCCUGCACACUGCAGCUCUCAGAGGGACAGUCUGCUGUGAUCCCUCCUGUGACUGUAAGGCAAGCAUUCCUCUCUAACGGCCACCUUCUUUCUUGCCUGCUGCCUUAGUUUAAAACAUUUUGGGAAAAGUCAGAAUUCAUAAGAAGUUCACCCUGAAGUUACUGCUUGCCAGACUGACCCAAAAUCCACUAACAAACCCUACCACUUCCUCACUGGGCCUCUUGGGGCCUCUCUCUGCUCUUUACCCAGCCUCAGUUUCCUUAUAUCUAACAUGGGGUUAGAUAAUACAUGACUCAUACUCUUACCAUGAAGGUUGUCGAUAAUAUAUACGUGUAAUAUAUCUAGUUCAGUUAUGGCUUAGUAACCUCUCUUUACACCUAUCUCUCCCACAAAUACAUACCCUUAUGUUUGUUGGAAAGGUGGACUUAGGGGAGAAAGAUAUAAAGAACUAGUGCUGUGAAUAUCAUGUUAUGUUCCCUAGACUAUUUGUGAUGUUCAUUUUUUUGGUUUUAUUUUGUUCAUUAAUUUUUUUAUCGU
Molecule: messenger RNA, 1636 nt
Organism: Odocoileus virginianus texanus
Lineage: Eukaryota; Metazoa; Chordata; Mammalia; Artiodactyla; Cervidae
Source: RefSeq, a predicted model, not a curated record